Tetranychus urticae (two-spotted spider mite) is the source of this 5016-nucleotide messenger RNA. RefSeq names its product Nuclear receptor binding SET domain protein (gene NSD). The record is from RefSeq and is a predicted model, not a curated record. Lineage: Eukaryota; Metazoa; Arthropoda; Arachnida; Trombidiformes; Tetranychidae. Gene Ontology annotation, cellular component: nucleus. Gene Ontology annotation, molecular function: protein binding; histone methyltransferase activity.
UAGAUAUCGACAUCAGGCAGUGAAUAUUGCCCAUUUUUUUGUGCACAAGAAGUCAAGCAUUUUAGCCUGUAAAGCGUAUUAUAACGCAAAUCUUCAAUGCUGAUCGGCGCUUAAUUUUUCUUUAUUUUUUUCUUUUACUUUUCUUUGUGUCUAAAUUGAUCAUUUAUUUACUAUUGUUUUGUUUGUGUCUCACCUUUAUCAAUUUGGCUGUUUAGCUUUUCCUCAUUUUUACAUUCACCAUUUUUAUAUUGUUUAUCUUUCCUUACUCAGCUGCAUCCCAUAGAAUCUUCUCUGAUGCCAUCAUCUGAUCAUUCAUCAACACCCAAUACAACUUCAUCUUCCAAGAAACAACGAAACAGCCAACCAGCCGCAACGGAUGGGAAAAACAUCGUUGCCUUGCCUCCAUCAGAUGGUGUCAUCACUGAUAGAGAUUUUUUGACUAGGCUACCGGCUAAAGAAGGGAAUGAUCUUUAUGUUGGUGAUAUUAUAUGGUCCAAAGUGGCCGGUUAUCCGUGGUGGCCUUGCAUGAUAACAUUAGAUCCUCAAACUGGCAAAUAUUCAAGACCAGGGGGUAAUGCUGAAAAAUCAGGACAUCUUUACCAUGUUCAAUAUUUUGGUUCAAAAGCUCUUAGAAGCUAUACUUCACCUGGAUUAACUAUGCCUUUUGAAGGCCGAGAGAAAUACGAAUUGGAGCUUGAUAGAAUUAAAAAUACCCCCGGAACUCAGAAGGCCCUUCGUAAGCAGGCUUUGAGUAGGCUUGCUAUUAAGCCUAGUUUUAAAAAAGAAUGGAAAUUUGCAUGUGAUAAAGCUGAAGAAGCUCUCAAAUUAGACCGGGAAACUCGCAUCAAACAGCUUACAUUUGAAUAUGUCGUCGUUAAAAGUGAAAAGACACCAUCAAAAAAAGAAGAAGUCAAGACACCUAAAUCUAAGAAAAGCAAAAAGCCAGAAAAUCCUCUAAAUGUUUACGAUUUCAGUGAUGGUGAUGAAGAUUUUGAAGAAGAAGGUACAUCGCCUACUCUAUGUCUAUGGAGCCAGAAGCGAGCUAAUCGAAAAGGAGACUUUAGUGUAUAUGCUGCUCAAACAAGACCUAAACUUGUCGAAGAAAAACCUGAUCUUAGUGAAGAAGAACUGGAAAAAAUGUUAGAAGCUCGGUGGAAUAAUAUGUCAGAUGAUCUGAAGGCAAAAUAUUUUGUCCGUGAAGUAAAUGGUACUGAGGAGACGCCUGCUAAGAAAACACCGGCUAAAAAAGAAGAUAAGUCUCCUAGAGGACGGAAGCGUAAAAGUGAAACAAAAGUAAAAUCAGAAAAUCAAAGUAAUGGCGAUGCUUCGACCGCUGAAGGUAACGGAAAUAUUAGUGAAGAUGAAAGUGCCCUUGUUAUUGCUGAUACUACUACUCCAAAGAAAAGUCGUAAAUCGCAAGAAUCUGAAGGUACUGGCAAAAAGUCAUCUAAAGCGCUUAAAGUAACAAUAUCUGCUAAAUCUCUUAAAGUCACAAUAUCAACUAACACACCAAAAGACAGUAAAACACCUAAAACACCUAAAUCAACAAAAUCUAAAGAAACAUCUCCAAGGAAGCGACCAUCAUCUACUCUUGAUGAAAAAUCAGAAGCCUCUGCAACUCCUAAAAGACCUCGUAAAUCGACUAGUAAAGAGAAUGGACAUGUAGCUGAAAAUGAGAAGAACGAGAAUCACGAAGGAGAUAAAAGAAAAGAUAAAGACAAAGAGAAGAGUAAAGAGAAACAAAAGUCAGCCGAGAACGAGAAAAGUAAAGACAAGACUCCAAAUAAACGCAAAAGUGUGGUACAACAAAUGGAUACUGUUGAAUCAGAAGAAACACGGAUCAGUGAGGAUGCUUCUUCUAAUAGUGAGGUUGAAUCAAAUGAAAAUAAAGAAGAAAAUGAUCGAGUAUGUGAACAAUGUUCAGAAGAGGCUAUUGAAGAUUAUAUCCAAUGUACCGGACCUUGCCUUCGAAUCUACCAUAACAAUCACGUACCUAAAACUUUUAAUCACGAAAGUAUACAAUGUUUCGAAUGUGCCUCAAACACUCAUCUUUGUUUCAUCUGUCGAUCUCAUUCGCCCGAUGUUAAAAAGUGUUCAGAUGAUAAGUGUGGAAAAUUCUACCAUGUUAAAUGUUUACAAGAAAGUUAUCCUCAUAAAAUGAUAAAGGACGAUAAUAACGAAGGUUUUACUUGUCCCUUACAUUUUUGUCUCACCUGUUACGUUGAACACCAAGACGAUCAAUGUCAUGGUUUCAUGAAAAAACGUCUUCUAAGAUGCCUUAAAUGUCCUACUGCCUACCAUUUAACCGAUGCAUGUUUGGCUGCUGGAAGUAUUUCCCUUUCCUUUUCGUACAUUAUCUGUCCUGAGCAUAUUCCAUCUAGAGCCUCAAAACAUGUUACUGUCAAUUGGUGUUUCUCUUGUAACCAAGGCGGUAGUUUAAUCUGCUGUGAAAGAUGUCCUGCAGCCUUUCACCAAGCAUGUUUGGAAACUCCUUUACCAGAAGGAAGCUUUUUCUGUGGUGAUUGUUUAGUUCGCAAACAACUACAUUAUAAUGAUAUUGUAUGGGUUAAGUUUUGUGGAUAUCGUUGGUGGCCUGGUAAAGUUUGCCACCCUAAGAAUGUGCCUGACAACGUAAUGAACCUGCCUCAUUCUCGUGGUGAAUUUCCUGUUUACUUUUUCGGAAGUCAUGAUUACUACUGGAUUAAUCGAGGCAAAGCCUUCCAUUUUGUUGAAGGAGAUCUCAAUAAAGCUCCAGCUCUAUCUAAAAGCUCUAAAAGCAAAGAUUUUAAAGAUGCUAUAACUGAAGCUAUUGAAGCUUUCACCUCAUGGCAAGAAGCUAGACGAAACGCUGAUAAUAGCCGUAAAAUCAAACCACCGCCCUACGUUUAUUUGAGGUGUAACAAGAGAGUUGGUAAAGCUCCCAAGAAUUCUCUUAAAGAAGACGAUGAUACAGAACCAAUCGUUUGCUCUUGCAAAUCGGACGCCGAAAGUCCUUGCGGUAUCGAUGAAGAUUGCUUCAACCGAUUAACUCUUAUUGAGUGUGAUCCUAGCCGCUGUAAUGCCGGAGAUAAAUGUCAAAAUCGUCGUUUCCGCAAAAGAGAGUAUGCUAAAGUUUCGCCUUUCAAGACCGAGAGUCGUGGCUGGGGCCUUAGAGCUCUCCAGGAUAUAAAAAAGGGUAGUUUCGUUAUUGAAUACGUUGGAGAAUUAAUAGACGAAGCCGAAUGUGAAGCUAGAAUAAAGACAAUGAUUGAAAAAAAUGAUUGCAAUUUCUAUUUUCUCACUAUUGACCGAGAAACAAUCAUUGACGCUGGACCUAAAGGCAACUUAGCUAGGUUUAUGAAUCAUUCAUGUUCGCCAAAUUGUGAAACACAAAAAUGGCUUGUUGGUGGAGUUACCAGAGUUGGACUUUUUGCUAUCCAAGAUAUACCGAAAGGUACUGAGCUGACUUUUAACUAUAAUCUUUGCUGCCGUGGUAAUGAAAAGACAGUAUGUAAUUGUGGAGCUAAAAAUUGCAGUGGCUUCCUGGGUGUUAGACCUAGUAAACUCCCAGAGGAAGAGUCUUCUAAGAAAGCAGCCAAGCCAGAAAAACCGAAACCUAAACCGAAUAAUACUAAAAAAGAAUUUGAAAGUUUUCAUGAGGAUGAAUGUUACAAAUGCGGAGAAGGAGGUGAACUAAUCAUGUGUGAUAAACGUAAAUGUCCGAAGUCGUAUCACUUAUCUUGUUUGAAAUUGCCUAAAUUGCCUCGUGGACUUUGGUUCUGUCCUUGGCACCAUUGUGACGAAUGUGGUAAAAACGCUUCGAAAUUUUGUGACCUGUGUCCCACAUCUUUCUGUAAUGAUCACGGCACUAACUUAUUGAACAAAAAUGAUAAAGGCAAGCAAAUUUGCUACGAGCAUCUAGAUGAUGUAGAGAAAGACGUAAUGCCGUCAAAACGUUCAAAGUCGUCACGUGAAACGAAAUCAAAUGGUGAGGCUAAUCAUAAAGAAGAAAAGGCUGAAGAGGCUAAAACUCAAGCUCAGCUAAAUAUCAAAGAAGAACCAAAGACAAAUGAACAAAUAUCAAAACCUGAAACAAUUGAAGAAGCACAAAAUCCCGAAAAUCAAGAUGAAAUAGACUCACAGGAAGCUGAGCAUCCGAAAAAGGAGGAAUCGGUAAAAGAACAGACGGAAGAACAAGAACUGGAAAAGCCAAUUGAAACAGAAGAAACUAUAAAUACGGAAGAAUCGCCAGUAGUAAAAACUGAAGAGAUAACUCGAACAGAUACAGAAGUACAAUCAGAUGAGAAUGUAGAAAAAAUCGAAGAAGACCAACCAGUCAAAGAAGCUCAACCGGUCGAAGAAGUUCAAUCAGUCGAAGAAGUUCAAUCAGUUGAAGAAGUUCAAGCAACCGAAGAUAACCAACCUGUCGAAUCAGUUGAAUCUACCGAAGAAGUGAAACCUGUCGAAGAGGUAAAUGCUGUCGAAGAGGUAAAACCUAUCGAAGAGGUGAAACCUGUCGAGGAAAUUCAACCUGCCGAAAAAGUUCAACCUGUUGAAGAAAAGGAAACUGUCGAAGAAAAUCAACCUGUAGAAGAUCAAGCAGUUGAAGAAAAUUCAGUUAAAGAAGAAAUUCCAGUAACAGAAGUAACCUCAAUUAAAGAAGAAAAAUCAGUCUUAGACCAGCCAAAUGGAGAGGAGAAUGGACUUAUAAAGCACGAGGAGGAACAACAAAAAUGAAAAUAGAAUCAAAUUUUUUAUCUAAUGAUUAUCUUUUUCCAAAUCAUGCUCAGAUAUUUCAAAUAUUAAUUCCCUGAGUCUGCUCAGAAUGUAAUUUCUAUUUCAUUUAAAUCAUUUGCCUCUUGACUUAUCAGCUUAUUCUAAGCAACAAUUAUCAAUACGCUUUGAAUCGCAAGCUUAUCUAAAAAAAAGCUUUAUUUUCAACUUAAAUCGAGUCCAUUAAGAAUAAGACAAUUAAAUCACUUUAUGAUUUGCAGACUAAAACAACGUAAAAAACGGAAUAAACAAAGAUUACUCUGA